AUGGACAUGAUCGUUGCCUUUGCUUGUGGACUGGGGCUCUUCCACCUCUUAAUGUUCUUCCAAUUUACCUCACCCUCACCUCCACCAGAGAAAAAGACCACCACUGCAAAGGUGGUGAAGAGGCAACACAGGAAGAAAAGCAGGACCGUGAAAGAUUACAGAUGCAGCGGCAGGAAGAAAAGGAAGGAGGACAAGUUACUGCUUUCUCUUCUGCAGAACAUGGUGGGGAAGCUUGUCGACACCGUCAGCUUUUGCCAGCUCUUAAGAGGAGCUUCCUCGGGGGAAGUGUCUAAACCAGAAGCUGCCAAUGCCCACCACCCACCUAGGCAGUCCACGGAGGGGUCUGUGGCCACCAAUUUGUCCCUAGUGGCCUCCUCGGCUCCUCUCAAGGAACGCCUGCUGCCCGAAGAUUCAAUCUUGUCACCUGUCCUGUGGAAAUCUUUGGCUUCUGUUGAGUCACAGUCAUCCCAGUCGUCGAUGACUGUCAAAACCUGGUGCCACUCCAACUUAUCACACGGCGAGUCCCCGCAAGAGCAUCUUUCUGUCAGCCCCCGAGGGAACGCAUUCUGGACAGACCCCACAUGCAGGCAGGUAGAGGCCGGAGAACCUUUCUUCAUCAAGCCUGAUGCCCAGGAGAUGCUGGAACUGCAGAUUCGCAAGAGGGUCAAGCUAAACAUUUGGAAGGGGAAAGGAAAGGAAAGGCCUGACCUUGACCUGAGCUGUCUGAGCAUGCAGCACUCCCACGGCGGCCAGCAGCCCACUGUCACCCCUCAUCCCUUCUGGAGCAGAGACCGCAAGUCACAGCAGUUUUCAGGUCAUCAGCAGCUCUUGUACCAGGAUAGCCUAGGCAACGAUUUGCAGCAGAAAUACAGCCAGCUUUUCUGGGGCCUCCCUUCUCUUCACAGUGAGUCCCUUGUGGCUACCGUCAGCAGGGCAGGCUCCCCACUAGACUCCUCCGCCAUCUUGUUCAAUGGACUCUCUCCUUACAUACGAGUUCACACCAAAGUACCUGGGCAAGUCCGUUCCCUAAAGCCCUUGCUUCAGCACGCGGUCCAGUCCCAACCUUUGACUCCAAACUUAUCCUGGUCCCGUUCUCCUCCAGUGGCUGGAAUCCAAACCCAGGCUAGUGGCCCAUCCUCUAUCCCAAAGCUACCAUGCAAUUCACCUCCAACUGGGAAUUGUGAGGCUUCCUGCCCUACACCUUCAAGAUCCCAAUCUGUCCCACCUGCUGUUCAACACCUAGAUUGCCACCUGCUGAAGAAGCACCAAGAAAGUAGGGGCACUUUACCGACCAGGGUUAAAAUGUCACGGGAAGCUUUUAUUCAACUCACUUCUAACAGCUGGUCCCCCCAGGGCCCGGGAUCUGUUCCCCACCUCCCAGGGGAGUUCAUUAACCCUGAGCUCCGGGAGCAGCUGGAACAACACUUGAAAAAGAGGUUCACGCAACACCAGGGACAGUGGCCCCACGAUAUCCCGCCAUCCCCGCAUCUGAUUAAGUCUCAACGCGAACUCCAAGGGACGGGUCUGGCAGAAGGUGAUCACGGGACUUUGUGUCCUCCAGCCCGGGCAGAUGAAAGCAGCCGGCACCUACAGGGCGUCUCCUCACAGGGCCCAGAGAUGUGUAAGACGUGGCGGGACCCCUGCAAGGAUCUGACAGACUGCCAAGGAAGAUCUCGGAAAGAUCUGCACAGCAUCCCAGAGGGUUCCCUGGGGCAAGUUCAAGACACCAUCUCCGAGACGGAGAUGGAGAGUUGCUGUGUGAAACACCCAAGAAGCGACUCACAAAGCCCCCAGCCAGUGAGGCCAGGGAAGAACCAGCUGGAGGGAGUACUGAAAAACCACUUAGGCAGCAACCGGAGGCAAGCCAGGGAGAGCAAGGUGCCUGCGGGCACUUGUCACGGAAUUCCUAUAAACCGUGCAUUGGUCCCUCCCGAAAACUCAGAGACACGUACGGGAACUGAGCAGAAACCAUCCUUGAAUGGUCAGGCCACCCGCAAGAAUACUUGGGAUGGGCUUUCCUUCCUAGAUCCUGGCACUCAGAAGGUGCUGGAAACACAUCUCACAAGACGCCUGGUGAGGCACAGGUGGAGCCUGCCCCUCAGAGGCCUCAAGACCAUCCAUGUUUUCAACAUGACCAAGGCUGUAGCUUUGCCGUUUCCACAGGCCCGGCCUCAUCCUUUGACAUGCUGGGACUCUACAGAGGACUCCAUUGACCAAACGGGCAUCGUCCUGGGAGAAUCUCUUCAGAAAGACCCAGAAGAGGAAGUGACAACAAAAACAGACUUUAGUAGGCAGGCCUCUCCCACUGUGCAGCCUGAAUUCCUCACAGGGACUACACCUGCUGACAACCAUGGGUCCUCUGAGGCCCCUUCCACUGUCCAGGACAGUGAGGCUUUUCUGUCCACACAACACAGCCUUGUGGGCAGAGGCUGGCACAGUGAUGUGGUUCGUGGUCCUCGGACACGCAACCCAGAGAAAAGCCCAACCCUAGUCCAGGCUGGUUGUGAGUCACAGGAGAGCCAGGGUGCAGCUUUAAGACCUCUCCGCCAAGAGGUGCCAGUUCCAGAGAGCAGUGUGGCAUCCCAGUCACCCAGCACCAGAGGUAGCACAGACCUGGAGGAGGCAGAAGACGGGGAGUCCUGUGAGUGGGCGCUCAAUAUGGCGAACUGUCAACCUCACAGUGAAAGUCUGAGGGACUUAGAAUCUCUUCUGACCACCGAAAGUCAGUCCUCUUUUAGGACUCUUUUUCAGGAUCCAGAAGAUUCAGGCCUGAGCACACCUCACCACUCGGCCACUGCUGUGGUCUUGCAGGACUGUGCCACUGGCACGUUCUCCCAUGUCUGUGUCCCCGAGGUCCUGCUUGCUGCAGAUAUCCUGGCCCCCACGUCUUCCCAGUCCAGCUUCAGGACUACCAGGAAAUCAUGCUCCUGGGACAAGCACCCUUUCUUGUCACCAGAAGGGAACGCUGCCAAUAUCCUCAAAUUCCAGAAACCAUGGAUUAGCCAUAUCUUUGGUCCAACUCACGUGAAAGAGGACUACAGAGGAGCUGCGCCAACCUACAUGGUCAAUACUCAGUACAAAAAGUUUGGGGACAGGAUAAAAAAAAUGAUAAAAAUGUUGACUCCCGAAAACAAAGUGCGGGAGAACUCCCUGCAAAACGUCAGGGCCUCAUCACCCACUCCUCAAAGUCGAGGGCCAGUGAAGAGCAGAGUGGCUGAGGCUCAGGACCUCAUGACCACUGUUGGAUGGAUUCCAGGAGAGAAACUGGGGGGUGGCCAUGCCGGUACUCCCUCAAAGAAAAGUGUGCGCAAUCACCCACCCCAGGCUCCACCGGGGAGGCAUGUGUGCUACCGCAUGAGUUUUAAUGCUGAAACAGACAGGGCACAAGGAAACCCGAGCUGUGUUCACCACGGCAAUUGGAGGGUGUACAACCAGCCUACAGCACAAGGAAGCCUUACCUGUGUUCACCAUGGCAAUGGGAGUGUACACAACCAGCCUUUCACAGCACAAGGGAACCCAAGCUGUGUUCACCAUGCCAAUCGGUGGGUAUACAACCAGCCUUUCACAGCACAAGGAAAUCCUAGCUGUGUUCACCAACCAAGUCCCCAGGUUCACAGCCAGCCUUCCAUGGACAAAUGGAUGUACUGUAACAAUCAGAGGCAGCUGUCCAGAGAGGCUGUGGACCAAGCCAGUCCUUAUCAGCACAGGGUCCAGUUACCACGGGCCCCAGGAAACCCUGUCUACUGUCCUCGACACUGUCCUUGCAGAAGUGUGCCAUGUGGGAAAGCAAAGGGCACACCUACCCUGGUCAAAUAG
This is a messenger RNA of Meriones unguiculatus (Mongolian gerbil), 3816 nucleotides long. RefSeq names its product spermatogenesis-associated protein 31E1-like. The record is from RefSeq and is a predicted model, not a curated record. Lineage: Eukaryota; Metazoa; Chordata; Mammalia; Rodentia; Muridae. The transcript has 5 exons. The coding region runs from base 1 to 3816 and encodes 1271 amino acids.